Hydatigera taeniaeformis is the source of this 312-nucleotide messenger RNA. NCBI's taxonomy places the organism in Eukaryota, Metazoa, Platyhelminthes, Cestoda, Cyclophyllidea, Taeniidae. The record is from the annotation of a GenBank genome assembly.
AUGAUUGAAGAGGUUGACAAAACUGCUGCAAGUCGUGGAGACGGAACGCGGCCCGCUGUCACUGAAACGAGUUUGGAGUCACCUCAACCGGUUGGUACCAGUCAUGACCCCAAGCAUAACAUGAUGGAGGUGGUUACAACACCACCUGGUGCAGCACCUCUUGAACGCCUCAUCAGGCUGCAAAUUGCAAUGCUCAUUUAUGUUCUCACGUGUUUGAGUGUCGCCUCUGAGGACGAUGAGAUACAAUUCGGUCCUGGAAUUGAAGCAGCACUUGGUAAAACUGCAAAGAUUGUUAGCAUAAAUGUUCUGUAA